Molecule: messenger RNA, 1701 nt
Organism: Fusarium oxysporum Fo47
Lineage: Eukaryota; Fungi; Ascomycota; Sordariomycetes; Hypocreales; Nectriaceae
Exons: 6
Coding region: 1-1701 (566 amino acids)
Source: RefSeq, a predicted model, not a curated record
AUGAAAACAGAGCCAGUCAUUGUACCACCUGUUGAAGAGAUAUCUGGAAAAUAUCCCUUGAGUCAGGAGAAGGAGGGAAGGGUUCGGGUAGUGAAGGAUAAUGAGUUAGACAUAUGCGAGGAUGGGCAUAUUGGAAGCAUGACUGCAAUGAUAUCAAGGGCGAGAGGAGCUCCAAGAUUUAUGGUUACGUGUUCGUUCAUCUUGACCACUGAAACCGAAGCCUCGGUCCCGUUCACUGCCGACCUUGAUCACUUGUUUGGACCUGAGCCUACUCUUUGGCUCGUACGAACUGGCAUUGGCAGUAAUAUUAUGGCCUCUAUCUUCUGCUCCCAUCGUACCAGUGGCAUUGACGGCCCUUCAAGGCGGAACUUAAGACAACGCUAUCCGUCACACAACUCAACUCCGCGGUACCAAAGGUACCAGCACGUCAACAGGAUGUCAUCUUUCCCCUUUGGCGAUCUCCCUACGGAGACGAAGAAGAAUGUAAUCCUUAACGCCCUUCCUUCUGUCACCGCACCUCAUCGAUACUACCUAUCAAACAUUGCUCGUGCUCGUAUCCAUGAAUACGUUGAAGAACAGACCCUCAAGAAAAUACAGGACUCCGACCCAGUUAUCGCUUCGUUGUCGAAUCAGGUCCGAUGCCUCAAGGCCAUCAACCCCCAAGAUGGGACUGCUAUCAUGUCUAGCGUCGGUGGUGUCGAGUUUCGCCUUGACCCGAAGCACGACACCUUCAAGGCCAUGGAAAUGCGUCUUCCUGCCGUUCAUCCGUCUACGUCCUGGAACCCUCAGGAAGUCAAGGGCUAUCAUAAAUACGCCCUGCCUUUCGAGAACGUGCUUAACGUCGCUUAUCGAACCUACCUUGCACGAGGUCAGGCACCACCCCCCGACGACGGAUUGACUAUUGCAGGUCCAUCGACUGCACCCGUGGUAGAAGUCCCCCCCACCUAUUACAAUAUACCCUUUGAGAAAGAUCUCCCGAUCUUUGCUCGCCUCCCGAAGGCCAAAAACCUGUCUCUGAUCGUCGAGUAUGCCGACCGUGAAUGGCAUAUUAACGGCUUCCAGAUGAAUGGGCCUGACGUUGUCGGUCGACGAUACCUUCUGAACCGCUGGGGUCUUAUUCGCUCUGGGGACCAUUCUUAUGUAGCCGAAGAAUACUUCCGCAACCGCCGCAUUCCUGCCGAUACCGGAAUCGCAUGGAACAUGCCCGGCAGAGACCGGCUCAGCGAUCCUGAGGACCUCGAGGGCGUCCCAGUCCCAAUCUCUCGCUACGGUAUACCCAACAUUGGCUUCAACGCCUAUAGUCGAGGCAACAUUUCUCUUGGCGGAAACUGGGCGGGAUUUCGGUUCUGGGUCGACAACAACAAGAUUGAGUUCAGCCCUCUGUGCUGGCAAGAGGUCGAGCCGCUGAUUGGCGAGUACUAUGGUCUCGACGAGCGUAGCUACAACACCUUCAGCCCCGGACUCGUCGCCAGAGUUUGGGUUAUCCGCUCGGAACAGGAUCUUGAACCAACUGAGAAACCUCACCACCACUGGAUUGAGGUUAGAGAGCCUGAGUUUGGCGAUCCGGAGUGGGUUGAGCAGAUCGCAGCGACAUGGAAGAUGACCCGCCAAAUGCUCUCUCAUGUUCGUGGCAGUCCCAUCGAGGAGGAUGAGGAGAGAAACGUCGCCGCGGAUAAUUACUGUUUCCAAAUGGAGCCGUGA